GCAACUGAACUGUUAAACCUGUCUCUGAUUAUUAUUCCUUUAGAUCACGCUGAUGUCACCAGAGUAAUUUGAGCUCAGAGUCUUUCCACAGCCUUUAAAUAGCAGCCCCAGGAUAAAUUUUCUCCAGCCUCUUGAGGAGAGCUUAAUCUGACAAGAGACCCAAUAGACAAAAAACUACGGAAAGACACCUCCUCUUCCAUCAUGUCCACUUCGCUGAGAGUGAGCCCAUCGGUCCACGGGUACCACUUUGACACCGCGGCCCGAAAGAAAGCUGUGGGCAACAUCUUUGAAAACAUAGACCAAGAAUCCCUCCAGCGGCUGUUCAAAAACUCUGGGGACAAGAAAGCCGAGGAGAGAGCCAAGAUCAUUUUUUCUAUCGACCAAGAUAUGGAAGAAAAGACCAGAGCUCUCAUGGCCCUGAAGAAGAGGACCAAAGACAAACUGUUUCAAUUUCUGAAACUCCGGAAAUAUUCGAUCAAAGUUCACUGAGCAAAUAAGGCAGGAGAGACUGGCUGAGAGGAUAAGAACAAUGUAAGAAUGAAACUGCCGUUCGCGAGAUCCUGACAAAAUGCCUCCUGCAGCUGCCUGUCUGCCUCGGGUAAGGACUUCCAAGCCUGAGAACCAACCGGCUGUAAUUAACUGAAAAUCCAUUUCACACACUGAAAUGUUGCCCGGACAAGAGGCAGAAAAACUCCCGGCAGCCAUGAGCAACCCUCCCUGUGGGAAAGGACUGUUUCUGUUUGUCCAGGGACAAAGAAGGUUCUGCUUGGAGGCAUGCCGGUGACAGCUAGAGACAGCAGGAAGAGGUAGCUAUCCAAGAUCACUUGGACAGACCCCAGGGGUCGUACCCCAUUCAGUUGGAACUUUUUUCAACAAACCAGGGGGACAGAGUGGAUGCCACACGUGUUUACAGAACUUUUUUGUUGAAUUAAAAAAAAAAAAAAGAAAGCUGCCAAGCCUCAAAGCUGUCUUUUGGAAUGGACUAUAGAAGAUCAGUAAUUGAUCAUUUUUUUUUUUGCAUUUGUUAAAAUGCCUUUAAAAGUACACACCACAUGUGUGUGAAUAGAAACUCAAGGGACUGCCUACAGUGGCUUCUUCAGAGCUGUGCAAUUUUAAUUGUCUUGCUCUUCUGAUCUAUAGAGUUGCUUUUAUAUAUACACACUAUAUAUAUGUUUCAUAUUGGUUGCACAAAAGUUAAAAUAAUUGAAUGGAAGUACUGUGAAAGUCUGUUACAGAUUGAAAAGAAAAUGCUAAACUAUGUCAUGGUUAAAGUUCUCAUAGCUACUGCAUUUUAAUAUGAGCAUUUGAUAAUUACACUAGAAGUAUUUUAUAAUGAUGCAAUAGUUUCUAUAAUUUAUUGUAUGUGGAAAGUGACCUGCAACCAUAAUAAAUUAUUCUAAAUGUA
Messenger RNA from Monodelphis domestica (gray short-tailed opossum), 1405 nucleotides. It is a transcript of the gene TCIM, whose product is annotated as transcriptional and immune response regulator. Gene Ontology annotation, biological process: endothelial cell activation involved in immune response; negative regulation of Notch signaling pathway. Lineage: Eukaryota; Metazoa; Chordata; Mammalia; Didelphimorphia; Didelphidae. Gene Ontology annotation, cellular component: cytosol; nucleus. The record is from RefSeq and is a predicted model, not a curated record. Gene Ontology annotation, molecular function: Notch binding.